This is a messenger RNA of Notothenia coriiceps (black rockcod), 865 nucleotides long. Its product is annotated as serine/threonine-protein phosphatase 6 regulatory subunit 3-like. The transcript has 8 exons. Bases 8 to 829 code for a protein of 273 amino acids. The record is from RefSeq and is a predicted model, not a curated record. Gene Ontology annotation, molecular function: protein phosphatase binding; protein phosphatase regulator activity. Gene Ontology annotation, cellular component: cytosol; nucleus. Lineage: Eukaryota; Metazoa; Chordata; Actinopteri; Perciformes; Nototheniidae.
GGGUCAUAUGGAUUGCCCCCCAGGGAUGUCCCACCCUUCAUUCUCAGUCAACCACAGCAUCCUGGAAGCUGUGAGACCCCGACUCAAAGACUUUCACCAGCUGCUACUGGAACCCCCAAAGGCGAAUCUGAUGAAGACAACGUGGGGGGUGCUGGACCCCCCUGUGGGCAACACCAGGCUCAACGUGGUCAGACUGGUGGCCAGUCUGCUGCAGAGCAACACUCACAGCAUUAACACAGAACUCAUUAACCUCAACACACUGGGAAUAAUACUAGAUAUGUAUUUCAAAUACAUCUGGAACAACUUCCUCCACAUUCAAGUGGAGAUCUGUACAGCCAUGAUUCUGGCUAUGCCCCCCGCCCCCACCGAGAUCCAGCCAGACACAGAGCAGGACCCUGCAAGGGAGAGCAUCCUCAUCAAACACCUGUUUCAAAAGUGCCAGUUUAUACAGAGAAUUGUAGAAGCCUGGAGCUCCAACGAGAAAGAUCAGGCAGAAGGUGGUCGUCGACGAGGAUACAUGGGCCACCUCACCAGAAUAGCCAACUCUAUAGUUCAUAACUGUGACAAAGGCCCUAACGGUCCACAGAUACAGCAACUCAUCUCUGAGCUUCCAGCAGAAGACCGAGACAAAUGGGAGGCCUUUAUUUCUGGGCAGCUGUCUGACACAAACAAGAGAAACACUGUGGACCUGGUGAAUACACACCACAUCCAUUCUUCCAGUGAUGAUGAGGUGGACUUUAAAGACAGCGGCUUUCACCAGGACUCUUCUCUACAACAAUUCGGCUUCAAUGACGAAGAGUUUGCUGAUCAGGACGAUGUUGUGGAGUGAGUACUCAUCCUGCAUGACUGGAACUGCUGUCUUCAU